Molecule: messenger RNA, 2905 nt
Organism: Labeo rohita (rohu)
Lineage: Eukaryota; Metazoa; Chordata; Actinopteri; Cypriniformes; Cyprinidae
Product: asparagine synthetase [glutamine-hydrolyzing]
Exons: 12
Coding region: 125-1810 (561 amino acids)
Cellular component (GO): cytosol
Molecular function (GO): asparagine synthase (glutamine-hydrolyzing) activity
Source: RefSeq, a predicted model, not a curated record
CUAAAAACAAGACACGCGGACCGUGACAAACUCAACAAAUGCGUUUCAUCAGCCGGACCUCGCUGAAGAAGAGCGGGUACAUCUUCCACCUCAACCGAAAUCAAGGAUCUUUUAAGGCAUUAGAAUGUGUGGCAUAUGGGCCUUAUUUGGUAGUGAUGAGUGCCUUGCAGUUCAGUGCACCAAUGCCAUGAAGAUCGCUCAUCGUGGUCCAGAUUCUUUCCGCUUUGAAAAUGUCAAUGGUUACACCAACUGCUGCUUUGGGUUUCACCGUCUUGCUAUUGUGGAUCAGCUGUAUGGCAUGCAGCCUCUGCGUGUCAAGAAGUUUCCAUACCUCUGGUUAUGUUACAACGGUGAAAUCUACAACCACAUUAUGUUAAGGGAUCACUUUGAGUUUGACUAUCAGACCAAAGUCGAUGGAGAGAUUCUUCUGCACCUGUACGAUCGCUUUGGAAUCGAGAAGAUGGCCGCUCUGCUUGAUGGUGUAUUCGCAUUUAUCUUGUUGGACACUGCUAACAGAAAGGUUUUCUUAGGCAGGGACACCUAUGGUGUGAGACCGCUGUUCAGACUCCUCACUGAUGAUGGCUUUCUUGCUGUCUGUUCUGAAGCCAAAGGUUUAACUCAGAUCACACACUCCACGUCCACCCCUGCAAAGAUCACCCCCUUCCCCCCGGGACACUUUGAGGUGUUUGACUUGAAACUCAAUGGAAAAGUAGAGUCUGUGCUGAUGGAUUGCUUCCAUUGCUGCACAGACGAACCUAAACAUGCCUCCUAUAACAAUCUGAAGGGUCUUGGCACAGGCUUUGAAUUGGAGACUGUCAAGAGCAACAUUAGGAUCCUGUUUGAAAAUGCCGUAAGGAAACGCUUGAUGGCUCACAGAAGAAUCGGUUGCCUCCUCUCAGGUGGUCUCGAUUCAAGUCUGGUUGCUGCGACACUUGUGAAACUGUCUAAAGAAGAGCAGCUUCCAUAUCCCAUUCAGACCUUUGCCAUAGGCGCAGAUGACAGCCCAGAUGUUGCUGCUGCUCGCAAGGUGGCAGACUACAUUGGCAGCGAACACCACGAGGUGAGCUUCACGCCUGAGGAGGGUAUCAGAGCGGUGGAGGAAGUCAUUUUACACUUGGAGAGUUAUGACAUCACCACUGUGCGUGCCUCUGUUGGUAUGUUCCUGAUAUCGAAGUACAUCCGUGAGAAGACAGACAGCGUUGUGAUUUUCUCAGGUGAAGGUUCUGAUGAGCUGACACAAGGAUACAUCUACUUUCAUAAGGCACCGUCACCUAAAGCUGGUGCUGAGGAAAGUGUGCGUCUGUUGAAAGAACUUUAUCUGUUUGAUGUGCUGAGAGCAGACAGAACCACAGCUGCACACGGACUAGAGUUGAGAGUGCCUUUCCUGGACCAUAGAUUCACUGCAUACUACCUCUCUCUGCCUGAAGAGAUGAGAGCACCUAAGGAUGGUGUGGAGAAGCAUCUCUUGAGGGAUUCGUUUAAAGGCAUGAAACUGAUCCCAGAUGAGAUUCUCUGGAGAAGGAAAGAGGCUUUCAGUGAUGGUCUGACAUCCAUGAAGAAAUCCUGGUACACAAGCCUGCAGGAACACAUCAAAUCUGAGGUGAACGACUCUCAAUUGGAGAAAGCUGCUAAGCUGUUCUCGUUCAACCCUCCUACAACCAAAGAGGGCUUUUACAUCAGGCAGGUCUUUGAGAAGAUGUACCCCGGCCGCUGUGAGUGGACGCCACAUUACUGGAUGCCCCGCUGGAUCAAGGCCACAGACCCCUCAGCCAGAACCCUGUCCAUCUACAAGCCUGAUAAAGACCAGUAAUCACAUCAACCUUCAGACCUUGACUAAAGAUACAAUCACUACAGUAUACACACCUGCCUACCUAGUUUUUAGGGUGUUUUUUUAGUCUUCAUUAAAGAGAACUUAAUUUAUUACAGAUUAACUUUUCACAGUUUGAAGUUGUAGAAAAUCUUCUGCUUAUGCAAUAAUGUUAAAAAUGGAGGCCGUGUUCACUCAUCAAGCCCUUAAGCUGCCUUGCUGAACUGUAAGUUUGGUAUAUUUCUAUAAAAAUAUUGAAUGUAAACAACUUAUUUUUUUUAUUUCUUCAAGCAGAAAAAGAAAAGAUUUUGGAACUGGUGUAACUUUUUUUAAAGAACCUUUUUUUAAACCAAAAUACCAUUUUUGUAACAAUUUUAAAACUGUAAUUACAUUCACCAGCAUUGUCAACAGAAGAGUUUUAUACAAAUAUUCAGAAAUCUUCAUACUGCGUUUGAAGGAGAUUCCAACCCUGAAUGUAUUUCUAUCUUCUUUGAGAAACUAAAGAAACUAAAGUGGUUUGGUGACCAAACCACUUUGGUUAUCAUUGACUUCGACUGUAUGGACAAAAAUGGCUUUCAAAAUAUUUUUUGUCUUCAGUAGGAAGGCGGCCAUAUAGGUUGGGAAUCACGUGAUGCUAACAAUUUUUGUGGAUGCCGGUUUUCAAUUUGGGUGAAAUAUCCUUUUAAUGUUUAUUUCUGAAUGUCGUAAGUCUCUCAAAGUUUAAUACCUGGCACUUGAUGUAAUGUUUGUUUUAUUUGGUGCAUCAACACCAUAAUCUGAUAGAGAAUGACUUUUGAAUUCCAUGAAAUGGAUGUGUAUGUAACUUGAGCGUUUAAAGCAUCUUCACUCCUGCACAUUUAGUGCUCAAAGACUUGAAUUAGGACUUGAAGUAAUUGAUUUGGUAGAACUGGUCAUAGUACUGAUAAAGCUUUUCUUCAGUAUAUCUUGAGAUGUGUGUUUUGAUUAAUUGCAUUAUAUGAUUAACAUUGUAAUAUUGAUCAAACAUUACUUUUUUUUGUUAAUUUCAGUAUUGAUCCAACAACAGUGAUAUAGAAUCAACACCAUAGUGUUGCGUAACUCAGUGACAUUGCUGUUUAU